Molecule: messenger RNA, 5090 nt
Organism: Trichobilharzia szidati
Lineage: Eukaryota; Metazoa; Platyhelminthes; Trematoda; Strigeidida; Schistosomatidae
Source: the annotation of a GenBank genome assembly
UUAGAAGGCGCCAGCGGGGCAACCAAGCUGAGAUGUGCUUUUAAAAGAACAUGUGAUACAACUUCUUGGAACCUAAGUAAACAAAAUGAGUGAAAAAGAACAUAUGCCAGAAGCAGCAGAGAAGAAGCAGUUAAAUGAGUUCGUUGCUGAAACUUGUGAACGUCUGUCUUUAAGGACAGCACUACUGGAGCAGAACUUAGCAGUGGCGGGCAAAUGGCCAGACGAUAGCUUUUUCAUGAAAAAAGACUCAACAUUAAAAAAGAAUACUGCUUUUGUUAAAAAAGUUCGAAAUUUCCUUGAUAGCCAGAAAGAUAUACUUCUGUCUGAGUUCGAGUCCUUAAAUCUUUCUAAAUAUGUUGAAGAAGUAGCAACUGCAAUUGUGGAGGCAAAAAUAAAAAUCACUGACAUUCCAUUUAUGCUGAAAUUGUGUUCAGCUAUGUACCAACGCUAUUCAGAUUUCGGUUUAUUAUUUUUCGAUGCAUGGAAGAAAUCAUUUUCUUCUCACAAAGAUUUAAAGAAUGCUAAUCUUUCCAAGCUUCGAGUUGAUUUGGCUUUGUUUGCUGACCUUAAUACAAUUGGAAUAUUUCGGGAGACUGACAGCAUCCGACUGUUAGCUGGACAAUUGACUAUCUUAGCAGCAAAUGAUCACGAAAACUUUUCUAAUAUUGGGAUACUUAGUAGCUUCUGUCGACAUUGCAGUGACGAUUGGAUUGGAGUUAUUCCACGUCGCAUAAGACUAUUAUCUGAGAAGCAUGAAGUACCUAUCCCACGUUCCACCUUCAUGUCAUCUGAGCGUCAAAUGAAGUGUCGUACCCUUUUCAACGACUAUCUGGCAGCUGCUAUGCGUCGUCUGCAGAGUAUGGUGAAAGAAACCCAGCGAAUCAUUUCAGCAAAUCGUGACCAACUAGAAAAUCGUGGAGAAGUGAGUGAAGAACGCCAAGAACGAGCAGAAAAUUUAAUGUCAGCCUGUCGUAAAUUUCAUGAGUCAAUAAGUACCUUGGCUGAUCUUUUGGAUGCAGAUCCACCCUUGGAAUUUUCAUCUUUAAUUAUAGAUGAAUCUACAACAGAUUCGAGUGUAGUUGAUUCAGCUGAAAAGGAUGCAAAAGAGCAGAUUAGUCUUUUUGAAGAUGAGGAUACUCGUUUGUUCUACGAAAGUCUACCAGAUAUUAAGGCGAUGGUACCUGCUAUCCUCUACAAAGACAGUGAACAGGCGAAUAUUGAAUCAAAUCAAACAAAGGAUGAAGAUGUCGAUUCUGUGAACAAUGAAGAUAUCGACAUUGAUACAGUUGAAUCAGAGUUGGCCAAAGAAGAAGCGCUGAUUAAAGUAUCAGAUGGUAGCAAUGAAUCGUUGAAUGGAUCAUCAGCGCCCGAUAAAACUAAACCGUCCAUUUUGAACAUUGAUGAUGUCGGUGAAGAAGAUCCAAAUUCAUCGGGUAGAGUUCUCAUGGAGACAUUUUUGACUCAACUACCAAACUGUAUUAAUCGUGAUCUUAUCGAUAAAGCAGCUAUAGAUUUUUGUUUGAAUUUAAAUAAACGUGCAAAUCGUCGACGCCUCGCAAAGGCUUUAUUCAAUGUUCCAAGAACACGUUAUGAUUUAUUACCAUUCUAUGCACGGUUUGUAGCUGCAUUAGCACCUGUGAUGCCUGACUUAGUACAGGAUAUUAAUUCUAUGCUGACAACAGAAUUCCGUUGGCGUGUUGCCAAGCGUGAUCAGAUAAAUAUUGAAUCCAAGCUGAAAGUGGUUCGAUUUAUCGGUGAACUUGUAAAAUUCAGUGUUUAUCCAGCUCAUCAAGCGUUAACAUGCCUGAAACAGCUAUUACCACAAUUUGUACAUCAUAAUAUUGAUAUGGCAUGCGCCUUAUUAGAUACAUGUGGACGUUUCCUCUAUCGAUUGCCUAUAUCGCAUAAACGUACAAAAGUUUAUUUAGAAGUAAUGCUUAGAAAGAAAAUUGCAUUACACAUGGAUCAACGUUAUUCAAUCAUGAUUGAGAAUACUUAUUAUUAUUGUAAUCCACCGUCAACUGAUCGUCAGAUUGUUGAACCAGUAAAACUGUCACCUCAAAUGGCGUUUAUUCGUCAUACUUUGCUAACAACAUUAGAUCGUACCAGUGUCAAUUCUGUUCUUCGAUUAGUUCGAAAGAUGGAUUGGGAGGAUCAAGAACUUGUUGACUAUGUGUCCAGUCUUUUUACUAGAGCAUGGGAGAUACGUUUUACUAACAUUAAUUGUUUAGCCAGCGUGUUAUCUGGACUAGCUGUCUACCAUCCAGACUUCGCCACAAUUAUUGUAGAUAACGUCAUCGAAGAUAUUCGUAUGGGAAUGGAGCUUAACCUUCCAAAUUUAAAUCAACGUCGAAUUGUCAUGGUUAAAUAUCUUGGUUUGUUGUACAAUUACUGUCUGGUGGAUUCACCCGUCAUCUUUAAAACGCUCUACUCACUUCUCACAUUCGGUGUCAGUUUGGAUCCUGACUAUCCAAGUAUCAUUGAUCCUCCAGAUUCAUUGUUCAGAAUUAUUUUAAUCUGUACACUACUUGAAACAUCUGGGAGUUUCUUUGAUCGUGGGAAAAAGAGACGUAAAUUGAAUAUUUUCCUUAUCUAUUUCCAGCGUUACUAUUGGUUCAAACGUUCCCUUCCCAUAUGGGUGCAGUUGGAUAAUGAUUCCGAAUCUCAGUCUGCCAAAUCCGCACAAAAUGAAUCAACAAAUGAUCGUCAGAAUGGUAAGACAGAUUCAUCUAUUGCAGAACCAGUAUCAAAUCAAAUCGGGGAUUCAUCGGUACCUGCUACCACAGAACAAUCGAGCGACAACCUGCAUAACGCCUCUGCUGAUACUCAAACUCCCUCACCUGCUUUUAUUCCUAUACGUUUUCCUAUUGCAGUAGAACAACAAUAUUUUGAAACUUUGCAAGAAUUACGUGUGAAUAUUGGAAAAGCAAAAAGUUUUGCACAAGCCCAACGUCUUGUUAGUCAUUUAGAGGCUCGUUGUUUACCUCGUCUUGCAACCCUUAAGGCUACAUAUGGGCUGGUGAAUGAAUCAGAAAGUAUGGCGAAUGGUGAUCAAAUGCAGCACUCAGCUGUUGAAAAUAGGUCACUACGAGCUACCGGUCCAGGUCAUAUGGACGCGAUUGCUGAAGAGGCUGAACAAGAAGAUGGUGACAUACAACUAGAUGAAGAUGAGUAUGCAAUGGAUGAUGAUUUUGACGAGGAUGACGAUGAUGAAGCUGACGAAGAAGCUGGGAAUGAAGAAAAUAGUCGAAAUCAACGUCAUCGGCAACCUGCUGCUGAUCUUAUAGACGUAGAUGGUGGUAGUAAUCGUCUUCGUGGUCGUAAUGAUAGUGGACACAGUCAAGGGGAUGACACCGAGCCGAUAUUGAUGAAUGGCAUAGAGAAAACAGAAGAAAAAGAUAUCGAUGAACAGUAUCAAAAUGACACUGUUAAGCCUAAAUAUAUUGAUUGUCCUGAAGAUACUGAAUUCUGUGAAGCUUUAGAUAAACUUAUGGCCGAGGCAUUAUUAUCCUCGUCUACACCUGCAAGUAUUAACACGUCAGCAAAUGUGAAUAGUAGUGUCAAUAUGAAUGCUGACACGAAUACUGGGUCAUCUCGCUCUACAGCUAUGAUGAAUGCUCUGCCUACUCCAGAUGUACUUCAGCUGGCAGCAGCAAAAAGUCGUUUAUCGACUAAUACACAAGGGAAUGUAGCGACACAGAAAUCUGGUCAACAGCUAAGCGUGCAUAACAUCUCUAUUCUUCAAUCUAUGCAGACAAAAUCUAAUGACGGUAAUAUCAAAUCAAGUAAUCCAGUUACAUCCACGGAAGAAAAUUGUGAAGAUGAUCAGAAUAUUGUACCAUUUACACUGAUAUCACGUCGUGGAAAUAAACCUCAUCUAGUACCAUUGGCUGUGCCUGAUUCAGUACAAUUUGCAGCACGUUAUAUACAGACUGCUGCGGCUGAAAGAGAAGAAAAGGCAAGAAUGAAACAACUGGUUCUUGAAAUGCAUGAAGCUCAAAAAGAAGAAGAAAUGGAAUGGGGUCAAUUUGGUGAUCCAGAUGCUGUUUUGGCUCAUCAAUUCCCCAUAAAUGUUAACCGAGACUAUUGGGUGAAGUAUAAUCAUCCAAAAGGUGCACCAGACGCUGACGCAGUUUUUGGAACACCGAGUCAAAAACGAUGUGCCAAUUGAGCAUAUCAUUUCAAACGAUAAGAUUAUUUAUUCAUCAUGACGGAUCUUCUGAUUUCAAAAGUGGGAUAUAACCAACCAACCAACCUUAACAAGCGACAGGCAUAAAUUGUGUUCAAAAGAAAAUCCAACGAAAUUAGUAUUGUGAGUGUGCGUGCAUGUGUGUGUAUGUGUGCUCGUGUAACACAAACACACACGCAUACACACACAUUGUGUGGUGUAGUUGUUCUAUGGGUGUGUUUGCUGGCAAGUGUUCGGGUACAGUUGUUAACUAACGAACAAGUGAACAGAAAACAAGUUUUUGAAAAAAAUUUAAUAAUAAUAAAAAUAAUAGUAACCAAUAUAAGAAAAAUGUAUUUUCCAUCUUCUUUCAUAUCUUCAAUUUAUAUGUAUACAUAUUAAAGAAUAUUAUUGCCUUUCCGUCGUUUCUAUUCAAAAGACGAUUAUUUGAAUGACGCCUUGUUAUCACCGAAUUUCUGAUGGAUAGAUCAAUGAAUGCAUGAAUGAGAGGUGAAGAUUUAGCCGUGUUCACCGUUGUUGUCCUUUUCCUAAUUAAUUUCUGCUUAAUUUUACUGUCCCCCCCACACACACACUACAAAAGAAAUUAUCAUAUUCCUUCAAGAAUCACCCAUAGACAUACUCUUGUUGUGGCCUUCUAUCUCUUUCUCUCUCCCUGUCUCGUCGCAUCUUCUUUCCAAUACUUGUUAAGUACUGGCACCCAGUUAUGUUUCAUAUUUAUAUGUAAAAUUUAUGAUAUUCUAUUUCAGAGAAAACAUUUAUUGAGAUUGUUUAACAAUGUUAUGAAUGUGUGUCUGUAUUUCUCCUCAUGUUUUUGUAAAGAAAUUGAUUUUCUACAAUGUGAUUCGGUCAUUUUAUCUUUUUCGCUUUGAAUUUCUGGUAAGGGAGUGGAGAAGGGUUGCUG